AUGUCGACGUUGUGUGAGAACGAUCGUUUAGAACUUGAAGAACAAGAUCUUUCACUCUUUGAGGAACCAGAGGAAUAUAAGGUGCCAACGCCCGAACCGACAUUCCACUUAUUUAAACGAAAAGAAGAAGACAUAGACAUACUUUCUGUUGGAUCACAUCCACUAUGGGCACAUGUAUUGUGGAACGCAAGUAAAUGUCUCGUUUGGUAUUUAGAUAGACAUAAAGAAUUAAUUCGUGGUAAAAAUAUUUUGGAACUUGGAGCGGGGGGCGCAUUACCAUCCAUUAUUUCAGCCGUGAAUGGCGCGAAAAAGGUAGUUAUUACGGAUUACCCCGAUGAAGAAUUGAUUGAAAAUAUUAAAUAUAAUAUAACAACAAAUUUAUCGAGCCAUGAAAAUAUAGAAAUUUUGGGAUAUAUUUGGGGAUACAAUACGGAUCCUCUUUUAAAUGCAAUAUCACAAUCAAAAGAUUCACAUUUUGAUUUAAUUAUAAUGUCAGAUCUAAUAUUUAACCAUUCACAACAUUCAGCAUUAUUGAAAACUUGUGAAAAAUGCUUGGAUAAACAUGGUCAAAUUCUUGUGUUUUUCACUCAUCAUAGACCGCAUCUUGCAGAUAGAGAUAUGAAAUUCUUUGAAGAAGCGCAGAAAGAUAAUAUGUUUAAAGUAGAAAAAAUUGUUGAGGAAAUUAUGGAACCAAUGUUUGAAAAAGAUUCCGGUUCCGAACUUGUUAGAUCAACAGUAUAUGGAUAUAAAUUAACACAUUUAAAUAAUGUAAAUAAUGUACAAAUUGAUGGAUAUAAAUUGGAAGUUACUUUAAGUGAUCGUCUUUAA
Diversispora eburnea is the source of this 828-nucleotide messenger RNA. NCBI's taxonomy places the organism in Eukaryota, Fungi, Glomeromycota, Glomeromycetes, Diversisporales, Diversisporaceae. The record is from the annotation of a GenBank genome assembly.